GUGGUACGUACUCGAAUCAUAACUACUUUGCUUUGGCUCAGAGUCUGAAUCCAUAUCUCUUAUACCUGUAUAAAUUUCAACCAAAUCUUAUAGCAAAGAUAGUGUGAAUCAUGAAACACAAGCGCAAGAGUAGAAAUGGUGAGGUUGACAGGUUUAGCAAGCUUCCGAAGGAAAUCCUUCAUCACAUUCUUUCUAGGCUUGUGAUUCGCGACCUGGCUCGCUUCUGCUGCGUGUCCAGUACAUGCAAAGAACUAGCUCUGUCCGCUCCGUCUGUGAGUAUUGGUGGAUAUAAUUGUGGAUUUGAUAUAGAUGAGAUGCCGUGCGAGCUUCGGUUGAAGCUGGUGAAUGCAUUGGAUAGGUUCUUGAUUAGUCGUGGGGAUAAUAAGUUGCAGAAAUUUAGUCUUAGUUGGCAGGGUCAUUGUGAGGACGAGAUGGAGGACCCUCCGUGCUUCUGUGUUAAUGAGAGCUUCCGAAUGAUCACCUGGAUCCAGAAUGCUGUGAGGUGUAAUGUUGAAAAGCUUUCUGUUAACAUGACAUUUUAUGAGCCUGAUGGGGAACUUUUACCAUUUCCGUGUUGUGUCUUUAAAUGUGCAUCUUUGAGGUCUCUAAAUGUGGAAAUGUCGUUUGCGGUUCUUAAAGCACCCUCCUUUUCAUUCUCCUCUAAUCUUGAGACCUUGGAAUUGAGCGAUGUUGAUAUUGCAGAUGAGGGGUUUUUCAAGUGGAUCUCAUGUUCGUGCAAGCUACUUAAGAAAUUGAUUCUUGCGAGACUUAAUGGGAUAAAUAUUAUCACCAUUGAAAGCUCAUCUUUGGAAGAUUUUUUCUAUAUUCAUUAUGAGGUGUUAAAUACUUCCUAUCUUAACAUUUCUGGUGAGAAGAUUGAAAAAAUAAAUAUUGACUGCCGUUAUUCACCUAGAAGCACCCUGUUGAACAUUAUUGCUCCAAAAGUUAAAUAUUUGAUGUUGGAAGGGAAUGUGAAAAAUAACCUGAAUCUGGGAGACUUAGAUUGUCUACAAGAAGCUUCUAUUAUUAUGGAGCCUAUAGUAUAUGAGUUUGACAAAGCAUCUGAGGUUCUUUCCAGUUUGUGCAGUGUGGAAGUUCUUAUUCUCAAUGAAGCUAUCAUCAAGGCUGCUUACAGGGAGGAGCGCAUGCAUGCUCAAUUAGAUAAGAUUUGGUGCUUGCGAAUAAAUACUGGUAGCUUUGCUGAUGAUCUAGUCCCGGCAGUUGUCUCUCUCUUAAGAGGAACCCCAAAUUUGUGUACCUUAUACAUGUGUUAUGAACCAACUUCACUUGACCCUAAAUCUAAUACAUCUGGGUUCAAUAAGAAGUAUUGGAAGAAGCAAAACCUGAAUUUUAUUUCUGAGGUUGAGGAAGUUACUAUAGAGCUCAGUGCUGGAUCUAAUGGGAUUGAGUUUGCAAGGUAUGUUCUUGAGCAUGCAAAGAGCCUGGAGAAGAUGGUCAUUAGGUAUUUAACUCGUGAAUCAAGUGUUAAAAAGAAGUUAAGAAAGAGUUGCAUGAUCUCCAAUGCCGCAGUUAUUUUUAAGAAAUAUCGAGCUUCAGUUGACCCACUUAGCCAUUACUGAGAAUGUAUUUUGUUAUCAUGUUGAAACAUAAGUGCAGGUGUUGAAAUUUGUUUUGGAAUUUUUUGAACCAGUGUAAUUGUAUCUUGUUAUUGUUUGUUGGU
Molecule: messenger RNA, 1681 nt
Organism: Fragaria vesca subsp. vesca
Lineage: Eukaryota; Viridiplantae; Streptophyta; Magnoliopsida; Rosales; Rosaceae
Product: putative F-box/FBD/LRR-repeat protein At5g22610-like
Exons: 3
Coding region: 111-1580 (489 amino acids)
Molecular function (GO): protein binding
Source: RefSeq, a predicted model, not a curated record